Molecule: messenger RNA, 533 nt
Organism: Staurois parvus
Lineage: Eukaryota; Metazoa; Chordata; Amphibia; Anura; Ranidae
Source: the annotation of a GenBank genome assembly
AGCUGUCAGAUGGCUGGGUUUUACCAAAUUUGAAAAAGACCCAGAGCCUCAUGAGGGAACCUCAGCCAGACUUGCUGAUACCCAAGGAAAACAAUGACAAGAAAAUUCUAGAAGUCGCCCAGAAGAUCAUUGAGUUGCUGACAGGAGAGGUUCCUAUAAGGUGUCAGGAUGUCACUGUCUAUUUCUCCAUGGAGGAGUGGGAAUAUAUAGAAGGACACAAGGAUCUCUACAAGGACGUCAUGAUGGAGAACCGGCCGCCCCUCACAUCACCGGAUGGAUCCAGUAAUGGGAACCCACCAGAGAGAUGUCCCUGUCCUCUAUAUUCCCGGGACUCCACACAGGAACAUCAGGAGAUCCCUCAGGAGGAUCAGGUAGAUGGAUCCAGUAUUUGGAACCCACCAGAGAGAUGUCCCCGUCCUGUGUAUUCCUGGGACUCCACACAGGAACAUCAGGAGAUCCCUCAGGAGGAUCAGGUAGAUGGAUCCAGUAUUGGGAACCCCCCAGAGAGAUGUCCCCGUCCUCUGUAUUCCUGG